Sparassis crispa is the source of this 1662-nucleotide messenger RNA. RefSeq lists its product as hypothetical. The transcript is spliced from 6 exons. Gene Ontology annotation, cellular component: cytoplasm. The coding region runs from base 1 to 1662 and encodes 553 amino acids. NCBI's taxonomy places the organism in Eukaryota, Fungi, Basidiomycota, Agaricomycetes, Polyporales, Sparassidaceae. Gene Ontology annotation, biological process: protein folding. The record is from RefSeq and is a predicted model, not a curated record.
AUGGACAGAAUACAUGAGUUCUACCAGUCCUACUCCUGGCACCAGUCCCAUGACCAGGCAACAGUGCUGUUACUUGUACCAUAUGAGACGGUCGAGGAGGAGGUUACGGUCGCCAUCGAAAGAAACCACUUGGUAGCUGGCGUGCGUGGCCAGGCCCCCAUUGUAAAGGGUCGCCUUUACGGUACCGUGGACACUGCCAACUCCGACUGGCAGCUCGAGCCGCGUGCCUCGCCGCGUUCCACGCGUGAACGCGCAACCUCUACGACCUCCGCGGGCUCGAAUCAGUCUUCGUACGCCUAUGUCUCAGACCCAGAUUUCUCCAGCAGUUUUGCCGCCUCACUCGAAAAUGGGCUUGCCUCUGAACUUGACGACCCUGUCUCAUCCUCGCCCGCUCUGUCUUCGCCCAUCUCUUCCAUGGACGAAAACUCUUUCGCAAUGCUUAACCACCGCCGCUCACAUGGCGCAUCUCGUCCGAUCUCACCUCCCUCUGCGCCCCCGUUCAGCCUCACGUCGUCCUACUCCUCGAUGGAGUCGCUGCAUACCGCCUCCGGCCGCUUGCUCACCAUACAUAUUGAGAAGGCAGAGUCCAUGAUCUGGCCAUCGCUAGUUGUCGGGCCCGUUCCAGAGACACUGUCGCCCUCAAUGCUGGGUGCAUAUCCGUGGGCGUCGGCUUCGACACUCACGGCCGAGUCCAAGUACAACAUGGACCCAACUAGUCUCGUUCUGCUUGCGCUUGAUCUAUAUGACAUCCGAAAGGCAUAUGAAGAAGCAUUCGAAUACUUUGUACGAGCAUGGCACCAGGCGCAUGUCCCAUCAGCCACCAUCCGCCUCGCUACACACUACCUCCCCCUCCAAUCCGUCUUUCCUGAUCUGGUCCCGAGCCCAAGCAGCCAUGCACCUCCCUUGGAGUCUGUCGAGCUGACCGAGGUCCCCGCAAUCUCCCCCUCCACCGUGGAGCCCUCCACGCCCAAGCAGGUGCCUCCCAGCAUGCCCCCUACGCCUGGCACGCCCGCUUACUACCUCGAUCGGCUCGGCGGCGGACCUGGGCUGGCACAGCUCUUUCUCGCCGCAGGCCUCCUCCAUCUUGAGGGCGCCGCCGCGCCGCUCCUCUCCUCUGCAUAUGCGGGGCUCUCCUCCCUCCGUGCCCCUGCGCACACUAGCAGCAGCAUCUCCGGGGCCGCGAUUUCCGCCAGCCACCACACACACGGCAGCAGCACCGAUGCAUGGCGUCGCGACCGAGCGGCCGCCCGCUGCUACUUCGAGCGCGCACGCGCCCUUGCACCUGCGCUUGACGUUCCCCUUCUCCCGCCCGACGCGGACUCAGAUUCGUCCGGCAAGGAGAGCGGCAGCGGUGACAGAGACAGGGAGCGCGGACGGCGCGGCACGAUUUUGGGCCCGGGCGCGCGUCAGCAGCUCGAGAUGCCGUCGAUCGAGGUGCACCGUGCACCGCCUACGCCCGCGGAGCAGCAGACGCGUCGGCGGCGGAAGAAAGGCUCGGGGGAUCUGUCGAGCGCGAUUAUGGAGGGCGUGCGCGACGCGGACGCGGACGAUGAUGACCGGACGUGGUAUCUGUACAUCCCAGGGCUAGUCGGUGCAGGCACGGCGCUGCUCGUCGUCGGGUUCUUGUCGUUUUCUUCAUGGAGGAAGAGCCAGGGCUCUUGA